Molecule: messenger RNA, 720 nt
Organism: Fimicolochytrium jonesii
Lineage: Eukaryota; Fungi; Chytridiomycota; Chytridiomycetes; Spizellomycetales; Powellomycetaceae
Exons: 1
Coding region: 240-539 (99 amino acids)
Source: RefSeq, a predicted model, not a curated record
UUCAAGGGAGACGACGAGACUUUUGCGCACUUUCUCCCGGCAACAUAUACACAUUUGUUACUUUUCAUAUGCCAUCGUACAAUACAAAAACUUCACAUGUGGACAGAAAACCUCACUACGCCACAAUAUCCCUGCGUCCUAAAUACAGAGCCUCCCCUCACAUCAUAUCAGAACACAUAUACGCACAUCGCAUCCCAUCACAUACAUCCUAAAAGCUUCUUCCACCCCACAUCCCGAGAAUGACGUACAGUACAUCCCCCAAUCAGUUCCCUUGGACGAUGCACAACCGCAACGUAUGCCUCCCACCCACGGGCAUCACCUGCACCGCCGCCGCGGCAUCACUGGUCCCAUUAACCAAGAACGCAAAAAGAUCGACGCCCUUGGCGCCAAAGAAAUGGCCGCUGGUGCCGACGACGCUUGCGGGCUGGUCUUCUGUUGUUGCGGUGGCGGUGGUUGUGUUGGUGAGGGAGAUGAUGGGUGUGCGCGAGGGGUUGAAGGGGCCGAGGAUUUGGAAGGUGCCGAAGUUGGGGAUGGUGUAGUCCGUGGUGCAGUAGAAGGAGUCGAGCGUGGAGGUUAGGGGUUGGCAGGUGCUGUUGAUGUAGGGGGAUGAGAGACGUGGUGGAUGUGGGUUAGAUCAGAGGUCUCGGAUUUGGUUUGUAAGGUUGUGAUACCCGAAACAAUGAUGCAAGCUACAUACCCGCGACUGAACCCAAACGUAUU